Venturia canescens is the source of this 2716-nucleotide messenger RNA. It is a transcript of the gene Sas-6, whose product is annotated as Spindle assembly abnormal 6. Gene Ontology annotation, cellular component: centrosome; centriole. The transcript has 4 exons. Bases 245 to 2284 code for a protein of 679 amino acids. Gene Ontology annotation, biological process: centriole replication. The record is from RefSeq and is a predicted model, not a curated record. NCBI's taxonomy places the organism in Eukaryota, Metazoa, Arthropoda, Insecta, Hymenoptera, Ichneumonidae.
AGCACCGUACGCGUCAAGAAGCAACGCGGUGUGCGUCUGAAAAAUCUCUUACGAUAUAUCAUGGGCUUUUUGAAAGUAACUUGGCGUUUAUCACGCAGUAUUUAUGCCAACGAGACGAAUAAAAAGCGUGAAAAUUCGACAGUGAAAUAGCGAGUCUAUUAGUCGACUACGAAACGAUAAACCUUCGCUUGAACUUGUUUAUUUAAUUUUGUUCAUACGUUUCAAAUGAUAUUACGUGCGCGUGAUGAAUUAUUUGAACAGUGUCGUCGCAGGCGGUGGAGUGGCUGGUGAUGCUGGCUUGCAAUUGAACAAUGUCGAAGUUUUGUAUACGAAAGUUCAAAGAGUUUAUGUGAAACCACAACACAAGGAGGAGAGACAACGCGAACUUCGGGUUAACGUAGAAAUUCACGCGGGUUUGAGUCCGGUCUGUCGUAAGAGUUUGUGCGUUCUUCUUUCGGAUGACGAAGAUCCCUGCUUUCUCUAUUCUCUUCUAAUAACAGAGGACGAUUUCAAAAUCCUCAAAGCUCAGCAGGGUCUUCUGGUCGAUUUUGACAAUUUUGCAACCCAAUUGAUAUGUCUCCUGGAACAAUGUCUUGCGGCUGGACCGACGAUAUCGAAAACAACACCAAAAUUCCUCCUGAUACUGGCUGAAGAAUCCAACGAUUGGAUCUGCAAACUCGUAGAAACCAAUAAUUUUAAACACUUGUGCCAUUUGAGCUUGAAUAUUGCUCCAGCUAGUGAUUCUGACCUUAAAACUCACAUGGCCAUGAAGAUCAAACAGCUGAAGGAAAAUUUGGCCAAUAAAAGCAGAGAAGUUGCCAACCUCGAAUCUAGCCUUGGCGUUUUGAACUCUAAUCUCGAAAUUAAAAACAAGGAACUUGAUAAAUUGGAACAAAAAUACUCGGCGGAAAAAAGUCGGAUGGAAAUGUCCUCUACACAUCAAAUUACCAUCGAGAAGGACAGAUUAUCGCAAGCAAAGUUGGAGUGGCAACGUCAGAGCGAUAUAGAGAGGCUAGAGCUUGAAAGAAAGCAUACUGAAGUAUUAAACAAUCUACACACGGAGUUAGCUGAAUUGAGAGCUCAGAACAUGACCUACAAGGACAAACAGUCUUAUCUGGAAGCAACGAACAAGGAGCAAAUGAAACAGUUACAAAAUCUUGAAAAAGAAUUGAAUGUGGCACAGCGUGAUUUAGCGCAAUUGAAGAAACAAAAUGCAAAACUCGAUUCAGAUUAUCACGAGAGGGACAAGACUGUGAAUUCGUUGAGAACUCGCGUGGCGGUUCUCGAACAAGAGCUCAAGGACAAAACAAUUUUGAUCAACAAACACGGAGAAAUGUUGAAAACUGCUAAAGAACAGAAACAACAUUUGGACGAACUUCUUGCUGAGAGAGAAUCCCAGUUGCAACGUAAACAAAACAGCUUGAAGAAUCUCGGUGAUGAACUCAUGAAAGCAAACGAAAUAUUGACGAAAAUGCAAAACGAGCUUGCCUCAACAAAAUCAAAAUUAAAAUUACGCACCAGCAUUGCGCUCGAACAAGAACGACUUCUCGAAACUAAACAAAAAGAAAUUUCACAGUUGGAAAGUAAAAUCGAAAGUUUGGCUAAAGAGGCGAAAGACGAGAGAACAGAAGUCGAUACACUGAAAGAGCAAAUCAAAACUCUGCAAAAUCUCAUUGAAGACAAAGACAAGACGAUUAAAAAUAAUGAUAAUGUAAUAAGCUGGUUAAAUCGUCGAUUAGCGGAUGGUCAAUCGCCGUUACAGAGUGCAGCAACACCAGCACCGAUAACAGCACCUUCGAUAGUACAAUUGACGUUGCCCCGAGCGAAUCGUUUCUUUCCAAACAAAUUUGAGACUCGUACGCCAGCGCCAGUAUCGAAUCAAUCGAGUAUACCGAUGUCAGGUUUGCCGUUGAGAAAUCCAAUAGUACAAAAUCCUAAUAUAAAUCAAACGGCGAGAACGACGGGACGAUCGAUGGGUGUCGGUAUCGUUGAUGGUACGACACCGAGCUUAGGAAAUUUCAACAAAACUGGACAGAUAACGAGUACGAGUACACCGAUGGAUCGAUUGAAUGGAUUUACGAAUAAAUUACCGAGCAGCGGUGGUGGCGGAUCCGGAGCAGCCUCGAUGCCGGCUAUUAUCGAGAACAAUAAUAUGCCAGUAUCUUCGUCGAAUAGUAGUACAAAGCCUAAAAGCGCGAGUGGACUCAUGCAAGGCGGACUGAGAAGAGCCGUUAUGGAUAAGCCGCUAUUGCCAUCCUCCUAUUUUCCAAAAUCUCUUCAUUAAUCAUGCCAUCGUCUAUUUCUAUGAUUUUUAAUGUUACUUCAAUGAAAUCGUGGAUUAAAAAAUGCAAAUUGAGGAGACAAAAUUCGAGCCCGAGUGACAUAACGUACCUUAGAAAAUUGUCAUUUUUUUUUAUUUCCAUCCUCCACGAUCUCUGUACGGUACUUUGGUGGAGGAUGACUCAAAUUUUAAGCGAGACUGCGAACAGGAGCAAUUGACUUUCGGAAUUGUAACUCCGUCUCCUGCUAUAUCUUCUUUAUUAUUACGUCCUACGAUAGAUAACUAGAACAACAGUAUUAAAGUAAUUAUUACAUGAAAUAAGACAUUUAAAUAUUUAGUACACGACGUAAUCUAUUUUUUACUACCGUCUUUGUUCUUUUUCUUCCAUAUUUGUAUAUAAAAACAUUUCAAUAGAAAAUCAUAUUGUACAAGAGA